AUGCAGUCCAGGACCCUUGUACAGUCUCAAUGGUAUUCGUGGCGAUAUUCACUUUUGUUGCCGCUUGUCGAUAUUCUGAAGACCAUCGGUCAAAAGCUCAGCUCGGAUUUCCAAGCUUGGGAACACUCGUUUGCCCAGCUUAGCACGAUUUCCUCGUCGCUCAACGUGCAAAAGGCCUCUCUGCUCAAUCAAAUCUCUCUUCUGGAAGAGAGAUUUACCUGCCUCUCACAAUUUGAUUGGGAAAAGUAUGGACAGCUGCUUGAGGCAAUCGCACAGACAGACGCCCUAAUUGGCGAGCGAGAACGGGAGCUUGAAGUUUUACGCGACCACCAUUGUUGCGUCCAGAUGGAGCUUACCAGUGUGCAGCGUAAAAAAGAGCUUCUUGUGCAAAAAAUCGAUGUCUUCAGCAAAGAGCUAGAUGAGCUGUCCGAAAUUUCAAAGCUAGAUGCCGACCUUGCAAAAAGUAAGUGCCUUUGCUGA
Mitosporidium daphniae is the source of this 480-nucleotide messenger RNA. RefSeq lists its product as uncharacterized. Lineage: Eukaryota; Fungi; Microsporidia. The coding region runs from base 1 to 480 and encodes 159 amino acids. The record is from RefSeq and is a predicted model, not a curated record. The transcript has a single exon.